AUGAGUUUAUGGCUUUGUGAUAAAUGUGGAAAAUGGCAAGGUAGUGUACAGGUACAACAUCAAUUAUUAUUAAGUAGUAUAUUCUUAGUCAAAUGUGAAUUAGAUAUGAUACAAUUUGAUAAUUACGAUCAAUAUUACAUCGACGUUAUUGACGAUAAAAAUGGUGGUGGUUCACCUCAUUCUGAUAUUAAAUUAAACAUUCAACAAGUGUUAAAUGAAGAAAAAUCUAUUCAGACAGGGACAGGACUGACAACAAGCGCGUCAACUUUUACCACUGGACGACCAUGUCUAGCUGGUACUCAAACACUGAAGCACCAAUUAACUAAAAAUCAGGAAACUAAUCUAGACAUGACAAAUACAAGUAUUCUUAGUAUGAACGCAUGUGACUUUACACAGGACUCUAGUGGACUAGGGUCUAUGAUUUCUGAACAUUGUAACACGAGCAAUAUUUCAGGUUAUUUCAAGGAUGGAGACCGGUCUGAUUCACAUUUACACUGGCCUAAUCAUAGUCUUAUAACUUUAGAUGAGGAUACAAGCGAUAUGAGUUUGGAUAAGAGUGAUGAUUAUACAAACGGGCCAUGUGAUAAUAACAUAGAAGUUCCAAUUAUUAAGACAGAAUAUCCACAUCUUGAAUCUCAAAUAAAAUCUCCAGAGUUGGCUAUGCGAACUUCACCAUCUAGCGAAGGAAAAUCCGCCAUUCAAUAUGGUUCUAGUGAUGAAUUUGACUAUGACACAAUGGUUGCUCAAACACGAAUGAUUGCUAAUCGGGAUUUUCAAACAAUGGAUGAGAAUUUCGCAUCAGUAGCACGUUACGUUGAAGAGUUGACAGGUUGUAGAGAGUUGAAAAAAACAACUAACACAAAAGAUAGCCAGAAUACAAAAAUUUCGUCUACUAGUAGACAAACAACUCCAGGUAAACCACAGCAUUAUCAUUACCAGCACCAUCACAAUCAACAACAACAGCAACAACAACAACAGUGUGUGACACAGUCAAUGAACUCAUCACCUGUCGGUUCUGUUCGUCAUCAACAAGAUUAUCAACUUCACAAGUUACAACAGCUGCAACAGCUCUAUCAAAAACUUAUUUCAUUACCAUCAAUGAAGUAUCCCAAAGUUGAUGAUAAAAGUUCUACUGAAUUAACAACACAAGAUUUACUGUUGCGUCUUUUGACCAAUCAGAAUAUUAAUGAAUCUUUAUUGAAUAAUCUAUUACCAAGUGUUGAUACAGUUAUUGAAAAGAAUAAUCGAAGAUCUUCAUCAACUAUUGGUCAGAAUUGUAAACAAUUUAAUAUUUCAACUAAUCAAUUGCCUAGAAAUAAUCGAAGAGUUACAUUAAAUGAUUUAACUUCUUAUGAUGAAUGUCUUCUUCGUAGUAUUUUGUCUAAUACACCUUAUACAUCAAUGCAAAAUAAUACAGAUGGAAUACAUCCUAUUCAUAUGCAAGGAUUUCAUCAUAAUAAUGAAAGUUUGAUUACUAAUGUUCACAAUAGACGAUCAAAUCCAUUACAGAAUCCAUUGUUAUCUUCAAAUUAUAAUCAAUUAGUUAAUUUAAUCUCACAACUAGAUACUAAUGCUGUAAAAACUGAUUUACUUUCUCAUACAACAUCAAUGAAUACAAAUACUAUGGCUUUAUUAGCCAGUUUAUUAAAUACUACUCAAUCACAAUCGAAUACAUCUGUUCAUAAUCCUAGUUCUACACCACAAGAACAACAUAAUAUGCUUUAUAGUCUUUUAGCAAAUCAAUUGUCCAGUUUUCAAUCUGAUUCUACAUUGAACAACAACAACAACAACAAUAAUAAUAAUAAUAAUAAUCAUGCGAACAUCUCACAACUCCUUCAUGAACGUGUAUCAAACGAGCGUGAAACAAGUUUACUAAAUUCUAUACUAUUAAAAUCGGACUAUCAAGGAGAUCAUAUUUCAUCUUCACCGCUUUCAUCUUUACAACGUCGUCAAUAUACAUUAUCUGAUAAUAGUUUAACAGAAGAACUAUCUCAAUUAGCUUUACCUUAUCAAAAAUUAAUGAGUUCAUUUGAAAAUGAUAUUGAUAAAGCAGCAAAUGUUUAUAGAAAUUCUGCAAGUACAGUGGCUCAAACAAGUGAAGCAGCUUAUCAUUGGUCAGGAAAAUUACCAAUUCGAGUUCAUCGAUCUAUGACUUUCUCUCGUAAAGUAUUUCUUGGUGGAGUACCUUGGGAUAGUACAAGUGAAGAAUUGAUUAGAGCUUUUUCUCGAUUUGGUAAUGUUAGUGUUUGUUGGCCACAAAAGGAUGGAUCAAACUCUAGUAAUACACAUCUUAAAGCUUCAUCAACUAAAGGUUACUGUUAUCUGGUAUUUGAACAUGAAGUCUCUGUUACUGAACUACUUGCCAACUGUGUUCAUAACCCUACAACAGGUGGUGAAUAUUAUACAAUAUCAAGUCCUAAAUUCAUAUCCAAAGAUGUACAGGUUAUACCAUGGGUCAUUAGUGACAGUCAGUAUACAAAAUCAACUCCCAGCUCUUCAGAUAUCAAGAGAACUGUAUUUGUUGGAGCACUUCACGCCUUGAUUACAGCAGAAAUAUUAGUAACCAUUAUGAAUGAUUUAUUUGGAAAUGUGAUUUUCGCUGCUUUAGAUACAGACAAGUAUAAAUAUCCAAUAGGUUCUGGCAGAGUGAUUUUCUCUAGUCAUAAAAGUUAUAUGAAAGCGAUUACAGCUAAUUUUGUGGAUAUUCGUACUACAAAAUUUAUUAAAACAAUUCAAAUUGAUCCUUAUUUAGAAGAUGCUGUUUGUAAUAGUUGUCUCUCAUAUCCUGGCAUGUAUUUUUGUAGAGCAUUUGAAUGUUUUAAUUAUUUUUGUCCAGCAUGUUGGCAUAUAUGGCAUAAUUCAACGGAAACAUUGUAUACACAUAAACCUUUAAGGAGAACAUUUAAACCAAAUAUUGAUCGGCAAUGGCAAACUGGUGUAGUUGUAACAACCACGAUGACCACGACGACGACGACGACGACGACAAUGACGAUGACGAUGACGACUAUGAUGAUGACAACGGCAGCGACAACAAUAUCUCCAACGAUAACAACAACAACAACAGCAGCAGCAGUACAAAGUAGAUUUUAGUGAAUAUGAUCAAUCCAAUAUGAUGAUCAUUGUUGUUUAUUAUAACCUCUUAAAGUUUUGAUUAUCCAAAAUUUAGUCUUUAACAGUUUUUAUAUACUCUGUAUUGUUU
This is a messenger RNA of Schistosoma spindalis, 3199 nucleotides long. The record is from the annotation of a GenBank genome assembly. Lineage: Eukaryota; Metazoa; Platyhelminthes; Trematoda; Strigeidida; Schistosomatidae.